AUGGGUGCCAUAGCAAGCAGAUAUCGUGUUUCCAACUCAGGAUUGACCAGCACGGACAUAAAAAAUAUAGAGGACGCGAACAAACGUGAAAACCCUGGGACUUUAGAUGAAUUGCACAAAAAGACUAAAGAUGUUAUGCCAGUAAACUUUGAAGGUGGUAAACUGAUGGUAAACAGGGGAAUCUCCAAUCACUUCCAGAUGUCCCAUACUUUAACAAUGAGCUCAGCUCAAAAUGGAUACAAACUAGGUGCAACAUACAUUGGCACCAAGCAAAUAUCACCAACUGAAGCAUUCCCAGUAGUGCUUGGUGAUGUGGACCCGGCUGGGAAUGUUAACUUCAAUUUUAUCCACCAGUUAACACCAGAUGUCAGGGUUAAAGCUGCUGCACAGAUACAAGAAUGCAAAAUUACAGCCACUCAAGGUACUGUAGAGUAUAAAGGCUCUGAUUACACUCUAGCGAUGGCAAUUGGCAAGCCUGACUUUAGUGAGAAAUCUGCAGUCUUUGUUGGACAUUAUUUACAGUCAGUAACAAAACGACUGGCACUGGGUGCUGAAUUAGUUUAUCAGUCGAGUGCUCGUGUGAUGGGUGGUGAAAUUGCAAUUGCUUCUGCAGCAGCUAGAUAUACUAUGGACGAUUCGGAAGUGUCUGCCACAUUAGGACCGGCUAGUUUUCACGUCUGCUACUUCAAACAAGCUAGUGAACAAUUACAGGUGGUAGCAGAAAUGGACACAUCGUUCAGAGGAAUGGAAUCGGUCGGUACCAUUGGCUACCAAGUUACCAUACCCAAAGCAGAACUUGUCUUUAGAGGUAUGGUAGAUUCAAACUGGAACAUCGGAGCUGUACUAGAGAAGAAGUUACAACCACUGCCAUUCACAUUUGCCCUGUCCGGCAUGGCCAACCAGGCUAAGCAACAGUUUAAGUUCGGCUGCGGCUUGAUUAUUGGCUAG
Leptosia nina is the source of this 948-nucleotide messenger RNA. The record is from the annotation of a GenBank genome assembly. NCBI's taxonomy places the organism in Eukaryota, Metazoa, Arthropoda, Insecta, Lepidoptera, Pieridae.